CUAAACAGGCCCACUGUGUGUGUGUGUGUGUGUGUGCCUACCUACAUCCUAACCCCAUCCUAUCUUUCCUGACCCAGGCAGACCCUAAUGCCCAGGACCGGUCAGGCCGUACAGCUCUGAUGUAUUCCUGUAUGGAGAGGGCUGGAGCUCAGCUAGCCUCUACUCUCCUCUCAGCUGGAGCUGACCCCAGUAUGGAGGACUACUCUGGAGCUUCAGCUAUGGUCUACGCUAUCAACGCACAGCACCAGCCUACACUACAGGUGCUACUGGACGCAUGCCGCGCUAAAGGCCGUGACAUCAUCAUCAUCACCACGGAGAUGGGUGUGAGCGGAGGACCGGUGACGAGGCGCUACCUGAACGUUCUGCCGUCUCCCGAUGCAUCACCUGUCACCUGCAUGUCACCCUCUGACAUCAUCAUCAAGACGGGCUCACCCAACUCACUUGAGGGAGAGAACGUGUUCAAUUUCAGAGGAUCAGGUUAGAGCGAGGGAGGGAAGGUGUUAAACAUCUCAGGAACCUGUCUCAUACUUUCUUAUCUCAUCCCAGGUAAGAGGGGGAGUGGAAGCAGCAGCAGAUUCUCCCCAUGUGAGCUGAGUCCAGUGGACCAGUCCUGUGUCACCCCUCCCAGACAGCGACAGUGGUCUGAACCAUGGCUAGCUAUUCACAAUCUGGCUCGACUUAACAAGGUCUACCAAGAGGGACGGAGGGAAAGGAAGGUAGAGGGAGGAGAGGAAGAAGGAAAGGGAGAAAAAGGUUCUCUUCAUCACGACUUUAAGAAGGAAAGGAGGGAGAAGGCCGAGCUAGAGGAAGAGGUGGGAGAUGACAAGGAGAGUCGAUCUGUCCAUCUCUACCAUAAGGAGAUCUCUUCCGGGGCCUCUUGUUCUCUCCUCUUUCCCACAGAGGAGCACCUUUCCCAGGCAGCCCAGAGCAGACUGUCCCCUGAGAGGAGGCUAGCCCCUGGAGGUUCCACCUUGGAUUUAUACAGAGAACACCCCAGUACUCAAACUGCUUUACAUUGUAGAGGGGGAUCUAAUGUCAUCGGAGGCGACCCAAUGACCCGGAAGUGCUCUGUGGACAGACUACCUCCCUGCUCUCCCUCUCGCUGGCAGGGAGCUCGUAGGAACACCCUCCCUUCCUUGACUCCAGCUCCACCCCUUCUUCACCUGCCUCCCCUAUCGUGUUAUGAGUCUCACCUACAGGUCCCGCCCCUUGGCCUACCUGUUGCAGGUGUAGGCAUGGUGUGUCGGACGCAGCUGCCCUCCCCCUCCUCCCCUCUUUCUCUCACUCCGCCCCUUUCUCGCACUCUCUCCUCCUCCACCGCUCUUCCCUUUAAAACAAUAUUUAGACCGGGCUUUCUGCCUCCUCUACCCCUCUCCUCCACCUCCUCGUCCUCCUUUGUUCCCCCUCCCUCCAGUGAGAGGCCACCUCGACGUCACUCUAUCCAGCUGGAGCCGCUGAGAGGAGAGGAGGAGAGGAGGAGGAAUAGAGGAAGAACAGAGGAGAUAAGAGGGAGAGGAGGAAAGGAGGAGCGGGAGUGAGACCCUAUGUUAGCUGUUGUGGUGUGAUAUGUGUAGUUACUUGUAAUAACCUCUAGAGCAUGCUGGACACUUAUUUAGUGCUUGCUGACCUGAAUGUGUGCUUUCAUAUCAACAGUCUAAAGCAGUAAUCUCCAAUCCAAAGAAUUAGUUGGAAUCAUUUGUUUAUUAGAUAUUUCCUAUUUAUACUGAAUGGAUAUAAAAUCCAUCCUUUAUUCACUUGUGUUGUAGCCUUUUCCCCACACUGAAAGCUGUCACUGAACUUUAGUCUGUCUUGCUUUAUGAUAGUCACAUGCCCCUACCUUUACAAGAAGUUAGUCAGUAUUCUUAGUGAGGGCUUUAAAGCAAAUGUUAAUUUGACUGUGUACUUUGUCAACGGGAUGGUUGAGCUAAUGUAGGCUAAUGUGAUUAGCAUGAGGUUGUAAGAAACAAAAACAAAUCGCAGGACAUAUCUGAUAUGGGCAGAAAGCUUAAAUUCUUGCUAAUCUAACUGCACUGUCCAAUUUGCAGUAGCUAUAUUACAGUGAAGGAAUACCAUGCUAUUUGAGGAGAGUGCAUAAUUAUGAACUUGAAAAUGUAUGAAUUAACCAAUUAGGCACAUUUGGGCAGUCUUGAUAAAACAUUUUAAAUAGAUAUGCAAUAGUUCAUUGGAUCACUUUAAAACUUUGCACAUACACUGCUGUCAUUUAGUGGCCAAAGUCUAAAUUGCACCUGGGCUAGAAUAAUUCAUUUUGGUCUUUCUCUUGCAUUUCAAAGAUGAUGGUACA
Oncorhynchus kisutch (coho salmon) is the source of this 2302-nucleotide messenger RNA. RefSeq names its product ankyrin repeat domain-containing protein 34B-like. The record is from RefSeq and is a predicted model, not a curated record. Lineage: Eukaryota; Metazoa; Chordata; Actinopteri; Salmoniformes; Salmonidae. The coding region runs from base 120 to 482 and encodes 120 amino acids. The transcript has 2 exons.